UUCAAGAGUCGUUAUCCUUGCGUAGACAAAAGAUAACAUAAUCCUCCCCACUUUUCUUCCUUCUUUCCUUCCUUUCUUUAAAAUUCUCUCCUCUUUCUCGGCUGAUUUUAAGACACGAAAUGGGAGGAAGUUCGCCUUGUGCUUCCUGCAAGCUGUUGAGACGUCGCUGUGCCAAGGACUGCAUCUUCGCUCCCUACUUCCCUUCCGACGACCCACAUAAGUUCGCCAUUGUUCACAAGGUCUUCGGUGCUAGCAACGUUAGCAAAAUGUUACAGGAGCUUCCGAUUCAUCAGAGAGCGGACGCAGUAAGCAGCUUAGUAUACGAAGCAAAUGCGAGAGUGCGAGACCCUGUUUACGGAUGCGUCGGGGCGAUCUCCUACUUGCAGAACCAAGUCUCUCAGUUGCAGAUGCAGCUUGCAGUGGCUCAAGCUGAGAUCCUUUGCAUCCAGAUGCAGCAGGAACCUGCCUUACCAACCCACCAGAUUGUCUCAGACGACAGAUCACUUCUUCACAGUAACCUCAGUAACCUUCCCCAGUAUCUCAACUUUGCCUCUACAAGCAAUGUAAUCCAAGAUCCUCUCAAGAGAGAAUCUCUCUGGACAUGACAAAAUUUUUUUCUUUUCUUUUCUUUUUUUUUUCCUUCUUCUAAUGAAUAUUAAUGGUGCC
Nelumbo nucifera (sacred lotus) is the source of this 666-nucleotide messenger RNA. RefSeq names its product LOB domain-containing protein 12-like. The record is from RefSeq and is a predicted model, not a curated record. Lineage: Eukaryota; Viridiplantae; Streptophyta; Magnoliopsida; Proteales; Nelumbonaceae.